AUGUCGAGCGACAGUGAAGGUUUCGACGAGGAUGAGCUGUUGCAGAUGGCAUUGAAAGAGCAAGCACAGCGCAAUGUUAAUUACCAAAAACACACCAAAACAUCUUCCAAGCCCGUCCGAAACUACGUUCAGCCGCCUUCCAAUCGGGCUCCAGUCCCCGUGAAAAAUCCCAACCCGGUUCAGCAACCGAAGAAAGGGAUCGCUCACCAGCAGCAGAAGAAGGGGGCUGUGGAAGAGGACGAUGAUUCGGAGGUGGAAAUGCUAAGUAUAUCUUCCGGAGAUGAGGAUGAUCGUGGGAUCGGGGUGAAAAACCGGGCCGGGAGAGGACGGGAUGAUGAUAAAGGGUGGGAUGGAGAAGAGCCUAAUUGCUGGAAGCACGUGGAUGAAACUGAGCUUUCUCGGAGGGUUCGUGAGAUGAGGGAAAGCAAAACAGUUCCAAUGGCUCAAAAGUCUGAGCAGAAGCCAUCAGCAUUGGGUAAAAAGGGACUAAGCAAUAUGCAGUCACUUCCCCGAGGAAUGGAAUGGGUAGAUCCACUAGGACUGGGGCUAAUUAACCACAAAACAUUUAGGUUGAUCAGUGAUAGCGUAGCUAGUUCUCCGUCCUUGGCUGAUAAUGAACCUCUUGAUUCGAAUGCACGAGAGAAAUUAAAUUAUUAUUCAGAGAAGUUCGAUGCAAAGCUUUUUCUGUCCCGAGUACACCUAGAUACCAGUGCAGCAGAUUUGGAAGCUGGCGCUCUUUCUUUAAAGAAUGAUCUUAAAGGAAGAACUCAACAGAAGAAGCAGUUGGUCAAAGAAAAUUUUGAUUGCUUUGUCUCUUGCAAAACUACAAUUGAUGAUAUCGAGUCAAAAUUGAAACGAAUUGAGGAAGACCCUGAAGGCUCUGGAACUUCUCACUUACUUAACUGUAUCCAAGGUGUCAGUUCACUUUCUAAUCGUGCUUUUGAACCUCUAUUUGAAAGACAGGCACAAGCAGAGAAGAUCAGGUCUGUCCAAGGAAUGCUUCAGAGGUUCAGGACCCUAUUCAACUUGCCCAGUGCAAUUCGUGGAAACAUUAGCAAGGGUGAAUAUGAUUUGGCUGUGAGAGAAUACAGGAAAGCGAAGUCCAUUGUACUGCCUUCUCAUGUGGGAAUUCUAAAACGUGUUCUCGAGGAGGUUGAAAAAGUAAUGCAAGAAUUUAAAGGCAUGCUUUACAAGUCCAUGGAAGAUCCAAACAUUGACCUAACAAAUCUUGAAAAUAUUGUGAGGCUUUUGUUGGAGCUUGAACCUGAAUCAGAUCCCGUAUGGCACUACCUGAAUAUACAGAAUCAAAGAAUAAGAGGUUUGCUUGAAAAAUGUACUUUAGAUCAUGAAGCACAAAUGGAGAAUUUGCAUAAUGAGAUCCGUGAGAAAGCACUAUCUGAUGCAAAGUGGAGGCAAAUUCAGCAAGAAAUAAAUCAAUCUUCAGAUGUGGAUUACUCUCUUACUCUUGGAAACUCCCAUCUAUCUGGUGAUCCACUUCCUGAAGAAGUGACUAGUGAAGCAGUUGAUGCUCUAAGAGGAAGAUAUAUACGCCGGUUAACUGCUGUGCUUGUCCACCACGUACCAGCCUUCUGGAAAGUCGCACUUGCUGUUUCCAGUGGAAAAUUUGCAAAGUCUUCCCAAGUAUCUGCUGAUUUAAAUGCCAAUAACUAUGUGAAUAAAGCUGAGGAGAAAGAUGGGAAGUCCUCAGGUCAUUCUCUUAAUGAAGUUACUGGAAUGAUACAUAAUACUCUAUCAGCAUAUGAAUCCAAGGUCCAAAACACCUUUAGUGAUCUUGAAGAAUCCAAUGUUCUUCAUCCAUACAUGAGUGAUGCUAUAAAGGAAAUAUCCAGAGCAUGCCAAGCUUUUGAAGGAAAAGAAUCAGCACCUCCAAUUGCUGUCACUGUACUGCAUGCGAUUGAAUCGGAAAUCACAAAAAUUUACACAUUAAGGCUUUGUUCAUGGAUGCGGACUUCAACAGAGGACAUAACGAAAGAUGAAUCUUGGGUCCCAGUCUCCAUUUUAGAAAGGAAUAAAUCUCCAUACACAAUCUCUUCUUUGCCUCUGGCAUUCCGUGCAAUUAUGAUCUCCGCAAUGGAUCAGAUCAACUUGAUGAUCCAGUCAUUAAGAAGUGAAUCUACAAAGUCGGAAGAUAUUUUUGCACAGCUUCAAGAAAUUCAAGAAUCUGUCAGGGUUGCCUUUUUGAACUGUUUAUUGGAUUUUGUUGGUCAUCUGGAACACAUUGGUGCCGAGCUCACCCAGAAUAGAUUGGACGGAGAAAGUCCACAUUUCCAAAAUGGAUAUGCUCAUGAAGUACUGGAAAAAUCAUUUGAUCCUCUUACUGGAAGCAUUGUUGAUCCACAUCAACAGCUGCUAAUGGUCUUGAGUAAUAUUGGAUACUGCAAAGACGAACUUGCUCGUGAAUUAUACGACAAAUACAAACAUAUUUGGCUGCAAUCUAGAGGAAAAGCUGAAGAGGACAGUGACAUGCAAGAUUUGUUUACAUCUUUCUCUGGGCUUGAAGAGAAGGUCCUCGCGCAGUAUACUCUUGCUAAGACAAAUAUGAUUAGAACGGCUGCAGUAAACUACUUGUUGGAUGCUGGAGUGCAAUGGGGAUCAGCACCUGCUGUUAAAGGAGUCCGAGAUUCAUCUGUGGAGCUACUGCAUUCUCUAGUAGCUGUGCAUGCAGAGGUUUUUGGUGGUUGUAAGCCUCAAUUGGAUAAGAUUCUUGGUAUUCUUGUUGAAGGCCUCAUUGAUACUUUUCUUGGUCUUUUCCACGAAUAUGAAACCAAAAACCUUAAGGCAUUGGACACGAAUGGCUUUUGUCAGCUCAUGCUCGAGCUUGAAUAUUUCGAGACCAUAUUGAAUCCGUACUUUACUCGCGAUGCAAGGGAAUCUCUUAAGUCUUUACAAGGCGUUUUGUUGGAGAAAGCUACAGAAAGCGUGACAGAGUCUGUAGAGACUCCAAGUCAUCAGCGACGGCCUACCCGUGGAAGUGACGACGUGCUUGCGGAUGAUAGACAAACAGGAAUGAAUGUAUCACCAGAUGACUUGAUUGCUCUUGCCCAGCAGUAUAGUUCUGAACUACUUGAAGCCGAACUUGAAAGAACACGAAUUAACAAAGCAUGCUUUAUGGAGUCGAUACCACUAGACGUGGUUCCAGAAUCAGCCAAAGCAGCAUAUGCUUCUUUCAAAGGGUCAAUGGAUUCUCCCAGCAUGAGCUUUCGAGGACCACAAUCUUUUGGUUCCCCAAGUUUCUCUAGGCAGAGGCGUAGAUAG
This is a messenger RNA of Fraxinus pennsylvanica, 3276 nucleotides long. NCBI's taxonomy places the organism in Eukaryota, Viridiplantae, Streptophyta, Magnoliopsida, Lamiales, Oleaceae. The record is from the annotation of a GenBank genome assembly.